This is a messenger RNA of Ctenopharyngodon idella (grass carp), 3203 nucleotides long. Its product is annotated as gastrula zinc finger protein XlCGF7.1-like. The transcript has 3 exons. Lineage: Eukaryota; Metazoa; Chordata; Actinopteri; Cypriniformes; Xenocyprididae. Bases 2198 to 3106 code for a protein of 302 amino acids. Gene Ontology annotation, molecular function: RNA polymerase II cis-regulatory region sequence-specific DNA binding; DNA-binding transcription factor activity, RNA polymerase II-specific. The record is from RefSeq and is a predicted model, not a curated record. Gene Ontology annotation, biological process: regulation of transcription by RNA polymerase II.
UUAGCAUUUGCCACUGGGUCCAAUCACGUUCCGACAAUUGGAUUUCAUCCUCCGCCAUCUAUUGGAUUUCACCAUCAGUCUGAAACUCCACAAAGGUUUUCAGUUGCAAAUACCUGCAUUAACCAUCUUCGCUUGCAAUAUACAGCACAUAUGGGGCAUUUAAAAGUAACAUGGACUUUGCCAUCGAGAACAUACAUGGAUUUGGGAAAGAGUAAGACUUGAUAUGAAUUUUGCUGGCUACAGAAUGUAUGAAUCAGGAAACAAACUGAGGAGACUGUUGGCAAGACUGGUUAAAGGCAGGCAAACAGCUAAUGUAAUCUCUUCAUUAAAGGAUAUGAAUGGCAAGACACACCAUCUGACUUAAACAAUAAAUAAACUUAUGACAGAGUAUUAUUCUCAGCUUUAUUCCUCAGCAUGUGAAUAUUAAUGAAAUUUUUUUUGGACAGUGUAAAUCUCCCUAGAUUAAGUAAGGAGGAUAGGGAAGCACCAUCUAGUAGUAUUUCUAAGGAUGAGAUCUUGGAUGCUAUUGGAUCAUUGAAAAAUGGCAAAACCCCAGGGCUGGAUGGUUUUGGCUUGUUGUUUUUCCAGAAAUUGUACAAGCACUAAAAACAGGUCAAUUCCAUGAUUUCCAUCCUCAUGUAAUGGGCUGAAUGUUUGCUGAAUAGUCACCAAAGGUGGUGUCAUUAGUUUGGUAACUGUUGUCAGGAACUACAACAUUGUUUCUGGUCUCUAGUACUGCUACUAGCUACAUCAAUGGUCAUCAGUUUCACACACUCGAUACAGCUGCGUUGUUGUGUCCAAUAGUACUAAGACAAUACCUGUGUGCCAUAACUGCAGAGGUGUUUGUCCCCCUUCAGUUGAUAAUCUAUAGUUGUUCCACAUGUUCCUGAACUCUUUAACUGCCAUCUGGAUCCGGGGUAAGUAAAUAAAAUGAAGACAGAAUAAAUGGAGCUCACAAAGAAAAUUAAGUAUGCCUUGAUCAUCCAUGAAAGAGAACAAGUUAGAAUAAUAAUAUGAUACAACUAUAUUCAACAUUUUCCAAUAAUGUUUCAAUCUGUUGAUUGUGGACACUGCAUCCAGCAAUAAUAGUUCUUCUAUUGAGACCUCGUCUAUUUUCAUAUAACGUACAACCUUAUCAUUUUCCAGGCUAUGGUCACAUCUGACUCUUGAUGGCAAUCCAAAUUUUGUAACGCUUCUUGGAACAAAGAUAAAACACUUAACACAUGACAGUUCUCUUUAUAUGUGCUAUAUGACCUUAAAUGAAAAUUAUUAAAAAUGUCCAAUGCUAUUUCAUGCAUUCUGAAUUUUCACUGUUAAAGAGUUCGAUUCUCAUGCAAAACAUGAUCGAGUUUGACGUAUGGCAGAGAAUUUUUGUUCCACAUACACUCCUUCAGGGUUUGUAUAAGUUGCGGAAAGUUUUUUUCGAGUAUGGCCGUGUAUAGGCAGGAACACACUAAGCCGACGCCGACGAACUAGUGGCGAUGAAAGCAGACUGCGCGGUUGGCUCACGUCGGCAGCGUCUGGGUCCAAAGUUGCCCUGACACACCAAACCAACGCUCGACAACCGAUGGCCAAGUAGCACGUACGUUCUGCGCCUGCGUACGAUGAAAUGCCUUUCCGUACCAGCAGGUGGCAGUAGCUGAACAGCCAAUCAGAAUGAUCAGAUGGACCGACGAGCUCCGACGCCGAUUCAACAUGUCGAAUCGGACGGAAAAAAGCCAACGAGGACCAACUUCAGCCGACAGUGCGGAACACACUGAGAAAACUUAGUCGGCCGACCGUCGGCUUGGUGUGUUCCUGCCUUAUGACAUCACGAAGGCCGGAAUUACUUCUCCCGGAAGAGCGCGCACACAUCAACCAGACCGAGAGCAAAACCACGUCCAUCAACAUUUGCCAACAAUGUUACCAAAGAAGUGUGUAUUUGGUUGUGAGGGAAAGAUAUCCUUGUUCAGCUUCCCAAAGAACCCAGCGUUAAGGGAACCGUGAAUGCAGUUUGUUUUUCCGGGGCAGCAACAGAGUUAGUGUUUGUUCCUGGCAUUUCGGUGACGAAUGUUUUGUAAACAAGGCCCAGUUCGACUCUGGAUUUGCAGAUCGGUUGAAACUGGAAGAUGAAGCGGUCCCAGCGAUUAAAGAUCCCUGUCAUGAGUCGGAACCACAGACGAAAAACUCAGGUUGGAGCAACUGAGAGCCACAUGACAUGAAGAUGGCGUUCGUUAAAGAGAAGAGUGAAGAUAUGAAACAAGAUACUGAGACACAAACAGACCUGAUGCAGCUGAAAGAGGAGAGUCAAGAACUGAAGGAAAUUGAAGUGCAAAUUCAGAAUGAGAAAGAUGAGGAUUUCAUAAAUGGAAAAAACUAUUUUAGUUGCUCAAAGACAAAAAAGACUUCCUCACGAAAAAGAGCUCAAAAGGCAAAAACUAGACGCCAUUUAAUCUGCCAACAGUGUGGUAAAAGUUUCACUCAUAGAGGAAACCUUAAUGUCCACAUGAAACUUCAUAAUGGAGAGAAGCCUUUCACCUGCCAACAGUGUGGAAUAAGUUUCACUCAAAGAGGAAACUUUAACGUUCACCUGAAAAUUCACACUGGAGGAAACACUUUCAUCUGCAAUGAGUGUGGGAAGAGCUUCUCACGAAAAGGAGGUCUUAAGACUCACAUAAGAGUUCACACCAGAGAGAACCCAUUCUCAUGUGAUCAGUGUGGAAAGAAUAUGAGAUUCAAAGCAACCCUUAAUAAGCACAUGAAGAUUCACUCAAGAGAGAACAGUUUUAUGUGUCAUCACUGUGGAAGGAGUUUCACAGACAGCGAUCACCUUAAGGAUCAUGUGAUAACUCACACCGGAGAGAAGCGUUUCAUGUGCGAUCACUGUGGAAUGGACUGUAAAAACAAUGCAAACCUUCAGGUUCACAUAAGAACUCACACGGGGGAGAAGCCUUACAUCUGCCCUCAGUGUGAUAGGAGUUUUGCAUUUAAAGGAAACCUAAGGAUUCACAUAAGAGUUCACACAGGAGAGCGGCCUUUUACCUGCCCUCAGUGUGGAACAAGUUUUACAUAUAAAAGAGACUUGAAACGUCAUAUGCAAACUCAUUCUGGCAAGAAACUGGAAUGAUCUGUGGAAUAUUUAUUCACAAACGAAACGUGUGGGGGGGGAAAAAUGUUAUCUAGGUAAUGUCUAAUAUGAGCCAAUAAAUUCUCCUCUGCCGCCA